GCUCUUCUUACACGCCUGUCCGCAGGACGGCGCGGCGAGCCACUAUUGGGGGACUACUUUGUGCUGAGUAGGCGAGUGCAGUGCGUAUUGCGACCAGCUCCAGCGAGAGAAAUGAACACCGCGGUGGUUAUCGCGGCGCUAUGAACCGUAAAUCCGAUGACUUGUCGUCGCUCGUGAGUGAAUAGGAAUCGAUUAGAUCGGCCGGGAUGGAGGCCAGCGCGUCCAGGAACGAAUCUGUGAUCGCACCAGAGUUGUACUUUCUGAUCGCGAAGUUUCUGGCGUCGGGGCCCUGCCACGAAGCCGCGAGGGUGCUGAAAGAAGAAUUGCAGACUGCUAAGGUAUUGCCGCCGCGACUCGACUGGAAGGGAAGGGAGUUUAGCCAGCCGUUCGAAGAAUUGGAGAGAAAAUAUCCUCACAUUGCGCCAAAUCAUUUGCUGCAAAUAUGUGCGAGGAUUGGACCAGUGUUAGAGAAAGAAGUGGCACCAUGUAUUCCUGGAGCAAUAUCGCUCUUGGGAGCAGGCAGGCAGUCGUUGCUGCGUACUUGCGAAGAUCUUACGCGCCAAAAACGCAGCAUCUUCGAUUAUUCCGGAAGGUUCGGUGGAAAAUCCUUCCUGGGAGUACCUUCCAACUACACUGUGCAUAAUAUAGUACGUGUACUUCAGGGACGUGAGAACUCUGGCCCUUUAAGUCGAAGAGAGGCAGUACCAACAAAGUUUUAUAGCAAGAUGCAACAGUACCGACACACGUUGGGUCAUUUAUCUGCGGUAUACUGCGUGCUAUUUGAUCGCACUGGCAAGUAUAUUAUAACCGGAGCGGAUGACUUGCUCGUCAAAGUGUGGAGUGCCAUCGAUGGACGUUUACUCGCCACUUUUCGAGGCGCGUCCUCAGAAAUUAUGGACAUCGCUGUGAACUUCGAUAAUUCUUUGCUAGCAGCUGGAAGCAUAGAUCGAGUAUUACGAGUCUGGUGUUUCCAGACGAUGUCGCCUGUGGCAGUUUUGACUGGACAUUCAGGCAUGAUCACAUCCGUCAAUUUUUGUCCAAUAGCGUGUAAUGAUAUUUACUAUUUGGUCUCUACUAGUACUGAUGGAUCUGUAGCCUUUUGGUCUCACACAAAGAAACACAACGAGAGAGCUGUGUUUCAAGCAAAACCUAUUCAGUUCCUCGAGAGAAUGAGACCUGGUCAAGCACAAAUGAUUUGUGCCUCUUUCAGUCCUGGAGGUGCCUUUAUAGCAGCUGGAUCUGCGGAUCAUCAUGUGAGAGUUUAUGCGAUGUUAGGGGACGAAGGGCCGCGCAGAGUCCUCGAAGUCGAGUCUCACACCGAUACUGUGGAUAGUAUUCAGUGGGCGCACUACGGUUUAAAAUUCAUUUCUGGUUCUAAAGACGGUACCGCGAACGUGUGGCAUUUCGAGCGACAGCAAUGGAUGCACAAACAGCUGCUUAUGACAACAAAGCUCCUUGGAGAACCGGAAGCGGAUGACGACACGAACAAGAAAGCGAAGGUGACCAUGGUUUGUUGGGACGUGAGUGACGAAUUCGUUAUAACAGCCGUGAACGAUUAUUCGCUGAAAGUGUGGAUUGCAAAAUCGGGCGCACUGAUAAGAGUUUUGCGUGGACACAAAGAUGAGGUGUUUGUGAUGGAGUCGCACCCGAUUGAUCCUCGAGUGAUACUCAGCGCUGGUCACGACGGACAGCUUAUUAUCUGGGAUGUGCUGAAUACGGAACCGAUAGCGUGUUUCCAAAAUUUCGUUGAAGGCCAGGGUAAUUGUGCUGUCUUCGACGCGAAAUGGUCGCCGGAUGGUACUAUGCUUGUCGCGACAGAUUCCAACGGACAUCUUUUGAUCUACGGAUUUGGAUCUGGCGUUGAGAAAUUAAAAAUUAUACCGAAAGAGUUAUUCUUUCAUACGGAUUACCGACCUUUAUUGAGAGACUUAAAUAAUUGCGUUCUCGACGAGCAAACGCAAAUAGCACCGCAUUUGAUGCCACCGCCAUUUUUGGUUGACGUGGACGGAAAUCCGUAUCCACCGCUGCUGCAAAGAUUAGUGCCGGGAAGAGAAAAUUGCAGGGGGGAGCAAUUGGUGCCGAAUAUUGCAGUUGGUGCUGGUGGAAUGCAAGAAGUUAUAGAAGGUCUUCCAGAGCAAGAAGCGCCAAGAUCGAACAUCGAUCAACUGAUCGAAGCUCUUGCUCAGAGACAAAACAUCAAUGCGGAAGGUGAAGUUGUUGGCGAAGAGAGGGGGGAGAAUAGUAUUGCCGAGCAACCGAUCCGACAAUUGGCGAGUCCUCGUGGCAGCAGAGCUGGCUUGAGAAGAGAAGGUAACGUCGAGGGCGUGCGACAAAGUAGCGGCAAUUGGCAAAGGGAUAGCAACACGCCGUGGAACAAACCUAUUCUCGCGCGCCCCAUGAAUGAAGCCAUCAGAGAGACCCAAUGUAGAGCGGUCUACGCGAUGGCCGACAUGGAGUUGGAAUGCUGGCGACGAGAAAUGCGACGGCGACCACAGCCUACGAGCACUGCCGAUCAAGGCAAUACGAAGAGUAAACUCGUAAAUCGCAGACGCAACCGAACUAUUAGACACAACUACAGAACAAGAGCAGCGCGCGACGAGGAACAAGAGAACGAAGAAUUUGAGAAUGAGCACGCCACGUCAGCGAGUUCAGCCAGCAGCAACAGCAACGAUUCCACUGCUCACGAGGAAGAUAUGUGUUCUGACAGCAGUACUACAGACUCGAGCACCGAGUAUUCAGAUUGGAUCGCGGAUCACGGAUUGAAUUUAGAACCGCCCAAGCGUAGCAAACGUAAACCCGUGAAAAAGCGAUCGAUUACACCGCCCAGUGAUUCAGACAGAAGACGUCCUAGUAGGCGUCCUAAGAAAAAAGUAAAUGAAAUACAAAUACUUAAUGGAAUCCGUGAUGUUCCCGAGCUUUAUCGGCCCCUGGAAUGGCUUACGGAAGUAAUACCGAGAAAAGCUCCUUAUUAUCCGCAGAUGGGCGAUGAAAUUGUGUAUUUUAGACAAGGUCAUAAAUUCUAUUUAGAUGCAAUCAGGAAUAAAAAGAUUUACGAACUUAAUCUGCGGUGUGAGCCAUGGACCAAGAUAAAUCUUAGAGCACAAGAGUUUGUAAAAGUAGUGGGUAUUAAAUACGAAAUACGACCGCCUCGUUUGUGCUGCUUGAAAUUAGCACUGAUGGACGAGAACGGUCGGCUGAGCGGGCAGAAUUUCACUAUCAAGUAUCAUGAUAUGGCCGAUGUGUUGGAUUUCCUGGUCCUACGUCAGACCUUCGAUUCAGCGUUGGCGCGAAGUUGGUCCGAGGGCGACAAAUUUCGUUGCAUGAUCGACGACGGUUGGUGGAUGGGGCAAAUUGUCGGAAUGGAACCGCUGGACGAGGAAUUUUCAGAUUCACUGUUCAUGUGCUUUCGCGUUCGAUGGGACAAUGGAGAAUACGAGAAGAUGAGUCCUUGGGAUCUUGAGCCCGUUGACGAAGAGAGACAUCCCGUAGAAAUCGGCGGCGCCGUUCCUGUGCUGCCGGAGGAGAGACAAGCGAUACUGUAUCAGCCUCAUGCGGAAGAGUGGCCCAUGGGCGACAGAGAAGCGACUUGUCGCCGAAUCAUACGAGGCCUGGAUCAGGUGAUGAGCCUCGCGAUCGCUGAACCGUUCGUGGCGCCGGUGGAUCUCAGUCUUUAUCCCUCUUACGCUUACAUUGUGGAGUAUCCAAUCGACUUGUCGACCAUAAAAGCUCGCUUUGAUAAUCAUUUCUACAGAAGAAUCACGUCGGCGCAAUUCGACGUGAGGUAUUUGGCGACGAACGCCGAGCAAUUCAACGAGCCGCACAGUCAUAUUGUGAAAAAGGCGCGAAUAGUCACUGACUUGUGCUUGCGUAUAAUUAAUCUUUCUUACACUAGAGAAACCACCGACGUGGAUGUUCCGGCGAUAUACCAUCAACUGAACGAUACGUAUCACUCCUCCGAGUCGGAAAUAGACAUAGAGGAUAGGCCGUCGACGAGUAAACAGAAAUCCACGUCGAGUAGAAAUUUACGUUCCCAAGAAGUCUCGCAAGACUGGAAGCUAGCGAGUCGUCAAUUACUGGAGACCCUGUGGCAGUGCGAAGAUUCGAUUCCUUUCCGAGAGCCGGUCGACAGAUUGGAGCACCCGGAAUAUUAUCAGAUAAUCGACACACCGAUGGAUUUGCGCACUGUCAAGGAAGAUUUGUUAGGUGGCAAUUAUGAGACGCCAACGGAAUUCGCCAAAGACAUGAGAUUGAUAUUUUCGAAUAGUAGGAAUUUUAAUACGAACAAGCGUUCAAAGAUAUAUUCGAUGACAAUAAGACUGUCGGCCUUGUUCGAGGAGCAUAUACGUAGGAUACUGUCAAAUUUUAAUUCGGCUCGCAGACGUAAAAGUACUAAAGCGAAUCCGAAAGCGAAAGCGAAAGGGAAAGGAAAAGGGAAGCAAAAGAGGAAACACAAGUUAAGCAACGGUACAGGACCUUCCAAGUCGAAAUCAGUCCCUAGCGACGAUGAUGACAUGAAUAGCGAAGACGACGACGACGAAGAGUCUGGUAAAAAAUACAAACAGAACAAUUCUGACAUAGAUGCACCUGGCCCGUCUGGAUUAACAAACGGUCACACGAAACGGUCUAGCUUGGGCUCGACUCGGAGCCCGUUGAAGCUACGGAUCUGCCGGACGACCGUGUCGAAGAAGAUGAAGAUGAAGGAUAGUGAUAGUGAAGACAGUGAAUCUGAUUCAAUAUCGGACGUCGAGAGUAGUGACAGUGCUCCUGUCCGAAGAACUAGAGCGCGCACAGUGGCGUCCAAUGUUAGUGCCGAUACCGAUUCCGGGGACGAUUACACACCCGGCGGUCGCAGCAAGCAGGUUCGCAAGAAUCGCGGAAAGAAUAUUAAGAACGGUGCAAAUCACAAGAAACAGUCCAAACCCAAAGUGAAACCGAAUGUCAUCGAGGAGGACGACGACGAUGACGACGAUGAGUAUGUUACGGAGGACAAAGCGAACGAGGAAGACGAGGAGGAGCAGUUUGUCGCGCCGGAGUCCACGGAGGAGGAAAGUGAAGUCGAAAUGUUUAUAAAGAGGGAUACUAGAUCGCGAAAGCUAGUGACCGAGAGUGAGGAAAACCAAAAGUACACAGUUAAGAAUGGAAAGAACGAUAACAGCGAGAGCGAAGAGGAAAAGGAGGACGAGGAGCAGGGCGAGGAGCAGGAUGAGGAGCAGGACGAGGAGCAGGACGAGGAGCAGGAGGAGGACGACGAGGAGGAGGAGAAGGUGGAACAGGAGCAAUCGCGGCAUAAAGCUAACAAUCAGGACUCGGAGGACAGUGACUAUUCGUACAAAGGGUGCAAGUCGCGCCCGAGACGACGGAACCAGCGCGCUUCCGUGGACUCGGAGAACACGAGGCAAUACAGCAGCAGCAGGCGGUUUGUAGGUAAGAAGCGUCCCUGCUACAACGAGGAGAGUGACGAUAGUACCACGAUGCCGCAGAGAAAUCGGCGUAAGAUCAAGCGUCGUUCGUACGCCGAGGAGAGCGACGAGAGCAUGCCGGAGCCGGAACCGGAACCCGGCAUUAGUAUAAGUAGCAGGGGUCGCAUACGUAAAAUGACGCCGCGCGCCCGCGCCUAUCUUCUAGAAUCACCUUAACGGUAUCUCUUAUGCUAGUAAAUGCCACGUGUACAUUAAAAAAGAUCGUAGAGAUUCUGAAAGUGAUAUCACGCGUUUUGGAAAUUGAAUUCAGCUAAAUAAAUAUGGAAGUUCUACAUUGCAGAAAAGUAAAUUUUGAACAGUGAAUAAUCUUUUUAUCAUUUAUGAUUUAUCAAAAACGAGUGUCCUUUUAUUAUUAUUUUUUUUUUUUUUUUUGAAAAAUUAAAAGAAACGUUAAGUUUUACGUGAGAUCUUCAAUUUUCUAUCGUUUAAAAUAUCGAUUGUGUAUCUUCAAUUACACAUUGAAAAAUGAUAAAUCAAGAAGGAGAAGAUAAACAAUUUGGGAAAUAUCCAUUUUAUUACAUUUCUUCCCUUUAAUUUCCUAUUCAUUUUAAAAUAAAUGGUGUGAUACAGCUUUCAGAAUCCUACUAAUUUUUUUGUAGAAAAAGAAUAGGACACUCUCUUGUUUGAAGCGAAUGUCCUUUUCUUUUUUUAUUAUAUUUGUCUGUCAAAUGAUACAUUAGAAUAAUAAUUCAAGCGGAAACAGUGUAGUACAAGCGGAAAUGGAACACAAUACUUUCAGUAUUUCAACGAUUUUAUUUUGCACACUCAAUUAAAUUCGUAAUAAUAGACAGAUUCAUAUAAAGUUUCACUCACUCUAAAGAAAGUUAUAUGAAAAAAAUUCUAUAUAAUCGUAUUGUUAUGCAGGAAUAAUAAUUAUCUUGUUAUCCAUUUUGAAAGUAUGAAAGCACGAGUGAGAUGUUCACGAAAGUAUACAAGUUCGGCACUUAGUUGUGCAGUUGCUUCCAUUGAUUUCAACAGUUCAGUUGACAAAUGAAAUAUUUUCAUGCUACGUUCCAUAGAAAAGAAUCGUUAUAAAAUCAUGUUAUUAAAAUAUUUUUACUCUUGUGAAAGAAAUAGAACCAAGUUAAACAAUGCAUGUGAUGCAGAGUGUUGCAUCACUUGUAAAAUUUAUUAUCCAGUUAUUAUUUUAACAGGUCUUCUCUUCGCAUUAUCAUUGUAACAGUUGUUGAGAUUAAUAUCUAAUAAUUGUAAAAAGCUUUAUUACUUUUUUAAAGAUUUUGUGUCGCGAACAUCAAUGUUUAUUUUAUCGACGAAAAAUUCUCCAAGAAGAUGUGAGCUAUAUGUGUAUUAGUAAUGAGGUGUUGAUUUUCAGUUUCUGCGCAUUGUCCGGAUAGGAUUUAUAUAAUUCUGUGUAAAUGAUUAUUGUAAAAUAUACACCGAUUACCUCCUUAAACAGCGGACUAAUUAUGUUUUUUUUAAUUUUUUUUUUUAAUUUAUAUUAAAUAAUUUGACAUUUGCACAACAGUGACAAUAAUUUGUAAUUAGUAUGCAAAGAAUCCAUAUUAUUCCAUUGAAUAACAAAAAAUCAGGAACAAAACAUCUUUAUUGUCUUUAUUAUUCUCUUUUUUUUUUUCUUUUCUUCCUUCUUUGCUCUUUCAGCUGUCUAUCGCGAGCACUGUUUUCGCUUCUCACAACUUUACUUAAGCUUACGACACAUCACAUUAUGAAAAAGAGUAAGUUUUGAGUCUAUAAAAAUAUCUAUAAUGAAUAACUUGUGUAUAUGAUCCCUCGUGCGCGCGCGGAAUAACGAUUUUUUUACAUAGAGUUUGUAUAUUUGUUACGAAUAUAAGGGAACUAUGGUCAUGCAAUUUUAAAGUUUUUCACGAAGGCAGAUAGACGUUUUUCACGUUUAUAUAACGCGAAAUUGAACCGAUUACGCGUUACGUAGCUGUGUAAAUGAUCAUCAGAAGACAGUAUGGUGCGAGCACAAAUGUAUGCACGAACAUCAUAAGUCUCUCUCAACUGUCUCGAGCCAAUGUGAUAUUAGUUUAAGAAACAUUAAAUAUAUAUUAUAAUGUAUAAAUUACCAAUAAUUAGAAUUAUAAUAGAUAUUUUUUUAAUGACUUAAAUAAGAGCGUCAUAUCACAUAUGGACUUGAUAAUAUAUCCAGCCUUCGAUUAAUGUUAAUUUAACGAUAUUAACUUUUGGUCUCACUCUAUUAUAAUCGUAUAAUUUUGCAUAUAUCGACAUCGUAUAUAUAUUUCAUAAGGAAAACCUGCAGAAAUAAUAUAAUUUCGUACAUAUAAACUCUGCCGAAUAUACAUAGGACUUGAUACAGAGUUCUGUUUUAUGUACAGUUUUUAACAUUUAUUCUGUUAUGAAAUCAGCGUACUCUGUUGCAUAUUGUACGGUUUUGUGAAACCCACCGCCAUCAAUUAAAAAAAAUAAAUAAAUUGUUUUACAUAUA
Molecule: messenger RNA, 7908 nt
Organism: Linepithema humile (Argentine ant)
Lineage: Eukaryota; Metazoa; Arthropoda; Insecta; Hymenoptera; Formicidae
Source: RefSeq, a predicted model, not a curated record